Molecule: messenger RNA, 2118 nt
Organism: Sorex araneus (European shrew)
Lineage: Eukaryota; Metazoa; Chordata; Mammalia; Eulipotyphla; Soricidae
Gene: CYLC1
Product: cylicin 1
Exons: 5
Coding region: 1-2118 (705 amino acids)
Cellular component (GO): acrosomal matrix; nucleus
Molecular function (GO): structural constituent of cytoskeleton
Source: RefSeq, a predicted model, not a curated record
AUGCAGCUUCAAGGCCCCAGCGUGGACACAGGGAGCUCUAGGACAGGGAUGAAUGGACACCGGCUUCCGCUGACCCAUCCAGCUGCCACGCCCGUCUUGGGCUGCCUGGGAGCACUGGGCCCAGAGAGGGUUGGUCGGAAGAAGCGGAAGGUCCAUGUGGGGCCUAUAUUUUGGAAACAAAAUGUAGACAUCAGAAAAUAUGACAAUUCCAUGCCAAUCAGUGAAUCAAGGAGAAAAUUGUGGAAUCAAGUAUACUGUGCUUUGACAUUUCCCAAAUCAUCUCAGCCAGGUAUAAUAAAAAGAUCAAGACCUACAGAAUUAGAAAACACAGUUCCUAGAAAUGAAAAAAUCAAAUUAGAAGAAAUUCGGAAGCCAGCUCAAAUAUGGAUAAGGCAUGUUUUAAGAAAAACAAUCCAAAGACCACCAUUUUACUUAAUUGUUAGGAGACAGGCCCUGUUUAAAAAUAUUAGAACUCUCAAAGUUCAUGCUGAAAAGAACCAGUCAAAAAAGUUCAAAGGUAACAAUAAAGUUACUUUGAAGAAAGAUUUCAAUAAGAGUAUAAGCCUUCUUGAGUCAACUCCAGAACCUAUAAAAUCAGUAAAUGACGAAAAACCAAAAAUACAAAAUAAAUCAGAUAAAUCUCCAUCAAUAGCAACACUUGAAAUUGAACAAUCCAAGAAAAUAAAAUCCAAAUCAGAAACAAAUUCAGAAUUCAAAGAAUUGGAUGUAGUAUCAACAAAGGAUCUCAAAAACUAUCAGGAAGACCCCAAAAAUCCCAAGGAAAUGGAUACUGAAUUAAUGUGUACAAAGGAUUCUAAAAGCUCGAAGAACAAUGCUGAUGCCCAAUCAAAUAAUUGCUCAAAAUGUAGUUUGAACUUAAAUUUGAUAAAUGUUGACGAUCAUUGUGCUAAGUCCAUGAUUGUUGACUUAUGCUUAAAGAAUUGCUCACAGAAUAAUUCAAAGAAAACUUCAAAGAAAGAUGCAAAGAAGAAUGAAAAUAAGAGCUCUGAUGCUGAGUCUGGAACUUCAAAGGAUGCAAAAAAUGAUGCAAAGAAAGAUAAGAAACUUACCAAAAAAGAGAGCAAAAAGAAGAAUGCAAAGGACACUGGAUCUACUGAUGCUGAAUCUGUAGAUUCAAAGGAUGCAAAGAAAGAUGCAAAGAAAGAUAAGAAAGUUACCAAGAAAGAGAGCAAGAAAAAGAUUGCAAAGGACACUGGAUCCGCUGAUGCAGAAUCUGCAGAAUCAAAAGAUGAGAAGAAAGAUGCAAAGAAAAGUAAGAAACUUUCCAAGAAAGAGAACAAGAAAACGGAUGCAAAGAAGGACACUGGAUCUACUGAUGCUGAAUCUCUAGAUUCAAAAGAUGCAAAGAAAGAUAAGAAACCUCCCAUGAAAAGUAAGGAUACAAAGAAGGAUGCCACUUCUACUGAUGCUGAAUCUCAGUCUGACUUGGAGGGGAAAAAAAGUAAGAUAGAGCCAAAGAUAAUUAAGACAGACCAGAAGAAAGAUGAGAAAAAGGAUACUAAGAAGGACACUGCAUCUAUAGAUGCUGAUUCUGAAUCUGAAUGGAAUUUGAAAAAAGAAAAAAAGGAUGAAAAGAUGGAGAAAAUAGAACCAAAGAAAGGUGAGAAAUCUCCAAUGAAGAGUGAAGCAACUACUGAAACUGAAUCUGAUCAGGAGGCAAAGAAAGAUAAGGGUUUAAAGAAGACAACUAAGCAGGAUGAAAGCAAGGUUUCAGCAUCUAUGGGUGCCAAAUCUGAUCAGGUUCCCAAGACCUCUCCAAAAAGGUCUGACAUGGUCAAAAGUUUAGAUGUUGAAUUAGACGCAUUUCUUUAUACACCUGCCUCUAAAAUACAAGCUGAAUCAGACACAUCUACAGGUUCAAAGGAAUCGCAAGAACUAAAGAAAGACUCCGAAACGGUAGCUCUAAGUACAUCUUCCGACACAAGUGAAAAAGCUAUGGUUCCAUGUAUGAUUCCUUUAUUCAGAGAAAGACCUCCUUGUGAGCCUUUCCAACCAGUACCUAAGGUCAAACGUCUCUGCCCCUGUAAGAUGCCUCCACCGACCAAACCAAGAUAUGCUCCUCUGCCUGAAGCAAAAUGGAUUCAUAAGCUGCUUUAA